GCCGCGAAUGUCGGGGCCAAGCAGCUGCCGCAAUGUCGCAGUCUGGUCGAGAAGGCGUCUUACCAGCCAAUCACACUCAGCCCGACUAUGCUGCGCAAGGCCACUCGAACUUUGCUCAACGAAAUAGACCUCGUUGUGUACGACAUGGCGGGUACGACCGUGCAGGAAGGCGGCAUCGUCUACAAGACGCUGCAGUUGGCGAUGCGGGAGGAUGGACUCCAAGUGUCGGACGAGGACAUGCAUCCCUGGCAUGGCGCGAAGAAAGAGGCCGUGAUCGAGCACUUUGCGCUGAAGGCAGGCACGCCACCCGAGGACAUCACGGAGCGCGUGACACGGGUGGGCGAGUGGUUUGUCAAUGCCAUCGAUGAUGCUUACUUCAAUGAGGCGUCGGCUAUCGACCACAUAGACAUCGGCCUGCUGGGCUACUUCAGGCAGCUAAAGGAUGCGGGCAUCAAGAUCGCCUUCGAUACCGGGUAUCCCGAGAACAUCCAGAAAGGGCUAAUCAAACGGCUCGGUUUUGACAAGAUUGCGGAUGCUUACAUCUCCUCCUAUCAGGUCACUGAAGGCCGGCCCUACCCUUACAUGAUCCACCAUCUCAUGGAGCGGACGCAGGUGAUGAAUGUGAAGCGGGUCUGCAAAGUGGGUGACUCUGUCCGCGACAUUGAGGAGGGUCGCAACGCGGGUUGUGGCCUCGUGGUCGGCGUGCUGAGUGGCGCUGAUGGUUUCGACGACCUGAUGAGGGCAGGCGCCCAUGUCGUCUGCGAGCGCGUCACG
This is a messenger RNA of Symbiodinium necroappetens, 774 nucleotides long. NCBI's taxonomy places the organism in Eukaryota, Dinophyceae, Suessiales, Symbiodiniaceae. The record is from the annotation of a GenBank genome assembly.